AUGGAGUACGGGCGCUUUAGAGAGAGAAGGGAGCCAGAAUAUCCGUCCAUCUUCGACAUCUUUCCCUGUCAACCGACUCCAGGACCUGCCCCCCGCAUCAAGAAAGAAGAGGAUAAGGAUGAUAAACGGAAGGACGGCCGUGCAGAGGGCCAUGCUGUUGGGCGCGUCAAGAAGAGGAAGGCAGCCGAAGAAGCACCACCGUCUGAUGACCGCGAGCGCAAACACACCGAGCAGCGUCGCCGUCGCCGCAAGAGACGUGAGAAUAAACUGGUCGCUGCGCCGCAGGAAGGCCCUGCUGGGGUCCACGUUAUCGGGCGCUUCAAAGUGAAAAACGUCGAAGAAGAUAAUCCACCGUUUAAGAAUCAAGACCGCGACCCGCCUACACAGAGAGAGAUUUGCCCCGAGGAACGAGAUGUAAUACUGGUCAAUGCGUCGCAGGAGGGCCCCAGUGAGAUGGAUGGUGCCAAGAUGGAUCAAGAGGAGGAGAUAGUAGCUGAGUGCAUCGUCGGUGCUGUCAAGAUGGUGCAGGCCUGUCAAGAUUUGGAGGAUGAGGCAGCCGAAAGUCUCAUGGGUGCUGCCAAUUUGGGCAAAGUGUCUGGAGAGAUUGAGAAAGGGGCAUAUGAGGUUCAUGUGGAUGCCGCUAAUAUUGAUACAGUAUGUGGAGAUGAGGAUGAAGGGGCAGCUAAGGGUCUCAUGAACGCUGCGAAGAUGGAAGAAGCCUGUCAGGAUUUAGAGGAGGAGGCAGCCGAUAGUCUGAUCGGUCCUGCCAAGAUGGGCGAAGUGUCUGGAGAGAUUGAGGAAUGGGCAGAUGAUGGUCUCAAGGAUAAUGGAGAGAUUGACACAGUAUGUGUAGAGGAGGAGGAAGAGGCAGCUAAGGGCCUUGUGAAUGCUGGAAAGAUGGAACAAGCCUAUCAAGAUAUAGAGGAUGAGGCAGCAGAGAGUCUGAUGGGUGCUGCCAAGAUGGGCGAAAUGUCUGGAGAGAUUGAGGAAGGGGCAGAUGAUGGUCUCAUGGAUGCUGGAGAGAUUGACACAGUAUGUGUAGAGGAGGAGGAAGAGGCAGCUAAGGGCCUUGUCAGUGCUCAAAAGAUGGAACAAGCCUAUCAAGAUAUAGAGGAGGAGGCAGCCGAGAGUCUGAUGUGUGCUGCCAAGAUGGGCGAAGUGUCUGGAGAGAUUGAGGAAUGGGCAGAUGAUGGUCUCAUGGAUGCUGAAGAGAUUGACCCACUAUGUGUAGAGGAGGAGGAAGAGGCAGCUAAGGGCCUUGUGAAUGCUGGAAAGAUGGAACAAGCCUAUCAAGAUAUAGAGGAGGAGGCAGCUGAGAGUCUGAUGGGUGCUGCAAAGAUGGAUAAAGUGUCUGGAGAGAUUGAGGAAGGGGCAGAACAUGGUCUCAUGGAUGCUGGACAGAUUGACCCAGUAUGUGUAGAGGAGGAGGAAGAGGCAGAUAAUGGCCUUCUCAACGCUGAAAAGAUGAAACAAGCCUAUAUAGAAGAGGAUGCAGCCGAGUGUCUGAUGGGUGCUGCCAAGAUGGGCAAAGUGUCUGGAGAGAUUGAGGAAGGGGCAGAUGAUGGUCUCAUGGAUGCUGGUGAGAUUGACCCAGUAUGUGUUGAAGAGGAGGAAGAGGAAGCUAAGGGCCUUGUGAAAGCUGAAAAGAUGGAACAAGCCUAUCAAAAUAUAGAGGAGGAGGCAGCCGAGAGUCUGAUGGGUGCUGAAAAGAUGGGCGAAGUGUCUGGAGAGAUUGAGGAAGGGGCAGACGAUGGUCUCGUCGAUGCUGGAGAGAUUGAUCCAGUAUGUGUAGAGGAGGAGGAAGAGGCAGCUAAGGGCCUUGUCAGUGCUGAAAAGAUGGAACAAGCCUAUCAAGAUAUAGAGGAGGAGGCAGCCGAGGGUCUGAUGUGUGCUGCCAAGAUGGGCGAAGUGUCUGGAGAGGUUGAGGAAUGGGCAGAUGAUGGUCUCAUGGAUGCUGGAGAGAAUGACCCACUAUGUGUAGAGGAGGAGGAAGAGGCAGCUAAGGGCCUUGUGAAUGCUGGAAAGAUGGAACAAGCCUAUCAAGAUAUAGAGGAGGAGGCAGCCGAGAGUUUGAUGGGUGCUGAAAAGAUGGGCGAAGUGUCUGGAGAGAUUGAGGAAGGGGCAGAUGAUGGUCUAGUGGAUGCUGGAGAGAUUGAUCCAGUAUGUGUAGAGGAGGAGGAAGAGGCAGCUAAGGGCCUUGUCAGUGCUGAAAAGAUGGAACAAGCCUAUCAAGAUAUAGAGGAGGAGGCAGCCGAGAGUCUGAUGUGUGCUGCCAAGAUGGGCGAAGUGUCUGGAGAGAUUGAGGAAUGGGCAGAUGAUGGUCUCGUGGAUGCUGGAGAGAUUGACCCACUAUGUGUAGAGGAGGAGGAAGAGGCAGCUAAGGGCCUUGUGAAUGCUGGAAAGAUGGAACAAGCCUAUCAAAAUAUAGAGGAGGAGGCAGCCGAGAGUCUGAUGUGUGCUGCCAAGAUGGGCGAAGUGUCUGGAGAGAUUGAGGAAUGGGCAGAUGAUGGUCUCAUGGAUGCUGCAAAGAUUGAAGCAGAAUGCGGAGAUGAGGAGGGAGGGGCAGCUAAGUGUCUCGUGAAUGUUGCGAAGGCGGAACAAGCCCCUAGAUAUCUAGAGGAGAACGCAGCAGAGAGCUUCAGGUGCGCUGCCAAGAUGGAAGAAGUCCGUGUAGAGGUGGAGGAGCGGGCAGUUGGAAGUCUUUGUAGCCAACUCUUGGGUGCCGCUAUUACCCACUGA
Molecule: messenger RNA, 2739 nt
Organism: Schistocerca gregaria
Lineage: Eukaryota; Metazoa; Arthropoda; Insecta; Orthoptera; Acrididae
Product: nestin-like
Exons: 4
Coding region: 1-2739 (912 amino acids)
Source: RefSeq, a predicted model, not a curated record